AUCGAAGCAGAUGAUAAAAGAAGAUUCGCGUAGUGAGAGAGAAGUUGUGAAAAAGAAGCGACAGAGCUGCGUUUUGGACGAUUUUCGCCAAGUGUAAUAGGUUCUGAUUCUUGUAAUUUGUCUAUUCGACUGCUGCGGAUUUUACCGGAUAUUAAUACUGGUCGAGAUUGAGUCUACUUCACGCUGAGUGGAUAGCUGCAGUAAUGGAAUUGAAGGAAAUUCGGUGCGAUUGAAGCGAAGACGAAAAACUCCUGCAGAAGUCUACGGAAAAAAGGCAUAACAUGUGCGAUUCCCGUCGGAAUGUUCAAUUCCACGUUUUUGAGCAGUCGGAAUGUAGCAAUUCGGGUUCGGAGCACCACCAUCAUUGAUCGGAAUAACAACCCAAAUCAUCAAUUGGAUCUUCAUUGAAGAGGAAUGUUGGCGCUGCAAUCGAUUUAACGAUUCAGCUGAUUUUCUCGAAGUCAUCUAUCCGUGCGCGAAGGAUACGCGAUCAUAGAUCUACCUACUAGAGAUUAAGUCCAAGACACUCGCGAGCUAUUGAGUUAUUACUGCAAGCGCAAGUCGAACAGUUUGGAGUUUGGCGAUUUUUCACAACGUUACAACUUCACAGGGUGCGCAUUGCCUUUGUGAGCUAUUCUUACAUUAAGCUUGUCACUUCCGGAACGGAUGCUGUUCUUAUAUUUAUAGUUUUUAAAAGAAUAUUUAUUUAUUUAUUUCUAUUUAUCGCCUGCUUUCACUCCGCUUUCCCAUCGAUUCGACGCAGCACUAUGCUCGUGAGCAGUCGUUUUCUGAUAAGAAGUCCUUAAAGUAUUAGAAAGUAAAUCGCACAAGACUCGCAUAAUUUUAUCAACCACUGCAAAGCCGGCGAAUGAAGUAACAUUAAGCGUAUUUAACGAAAGUAACUAUUAGUAAACUUCAUGUCCUCGAAAAGGAUGCAUCCUCCAGCUGCACUACAGGCGGCUGUACAAACCGGAGUUAAAGGCAGUCUGCUCCCAUCCCCAGCUGCGGUAGGCGGUGGAAAAACUGCCAAUUUCAGUACCACUAUUAGCGCUAAGGAUCGUCAUAAUGUAGAAAACAUCGUACCGUCCCAUAAGGGCACUCAGAGCAGCAGCAGCGGCGAACUGCAGAACCAGUCAAAUGGUGCCGAAAGCGUCAACGGCUCGCAAGGGCUAGUCAGAAAACCCAAUCACAAAUCAAACACAUUCACUGCAUCCAAGAUGCAGUCGUCCAAUGGCCCGGUCGGUUCGUCUGCGAUUUCAACCUUGAACAGCAUCAAUCGACGCAAAAGCCAACGUCUAAAUUCUCCCAAUCGUAAGCGGCAGGAACAACAAAACAUUUUCAACAGCCUAAAGGCUUGGAAUGUGAAGCUUGCUCCGAGCGUCAAUGCAGAGAUGAAAGGCGAGAGUGCGAAUUUGUCGCACGCUAAGGUGCCAGUCGCUAUCAACGGCGCUACAAAUGAGGCCGGCAAAGCUAACAGCGAAAACAGUAGUGCUACUUGUCAGUGUACAUCAGGCAUCAUCGUUAGCAGCAAUACUAGCAUUAAUAGUAGCAUUACUAGUAACGUUAAUAGAAGCAGUAGUGAAACCAACAGUAAAAGCAGCAAGAAGAAAGAAUACCCGCUGAUGAUUGCCGCCACUGCGGCUGCUACAUCAAAAGAUAUCGAUUCUGCCAGAGGCGUUGCUCAGGGUACGAAAAAACUAACCGAAGAUGACUGUGAGUCUAAACCGGAUGCGGGAGGAACGGCGAAAGAAGCACGCAUCACAUCGUCGCAGGCUAGCAGUCCAACGGACAGCAGGGCUUUCGGUGGACCAAUAGCUGCUACAAAGGGACAAAAGAAGCUACUGAACGCAAGCGGCAGUUUCAGUACGUAUCAUCGGCAUCCGGCCCUCUUGUCACCGAAUGCACCCUCAGGGGAAAAUGUCAUCCCAUCAACUUCAUCUGUGGCGUCCGUGACAGCGUCCACGUCGCAAUCAUCAGCUCCAGUAACGUCAUUCACUACAGCGAUUUCAACAGCGUCGGCCACCACCAACGGCGUCGCCAACAGUUCUGCAAAUGGAAACACGAGAAGUAACGCAAACGCUGGCAAAGUGUUGCUCCCGAAUGUGAAUCCGUUGUCGGGAACACCGCUAGACCCGAUGACCCUUCUGCAGGGCAAAUUAAGAAAUUCGCUGAAAUUGGAUAAUUUUUCUACACCACCACCGCAAACUCACCACAUUUCCCAUCAUACUGGAACGCUUCCGCUCCAUCAGACCCCUGGGCAAGCACAUCUAGGGCAACCACAGCAACAACAGCAGCAGCAGAUGCCUCCAACAACACCUCCGCACUACAGCCUGGACUUUUUACAUUAUGUUGGCAUGCGAAUGUCCACCGCGAAUGGAGUCGUGCAAUCGGGAACCUCGUCAACAACAGCUCCGACUGCUAUUUUCCGUGCCAGUCCACAUUUUAGUUACAACUUCAACCAACAACUGCACCCACAACAACAGCAAUUGAUUCAUCAACAGAUACAACCGCAACAGCAGCCUCGCCAGCAGCACCUUCAAAGGCACUUCCAGAACUAUUACGAUGAUCUGAUGAUUCAGACGUCCGGCGGAGGUGACACAGUGUACACCAGUUUUGCAAUACCCGCGGAGCAUCUAGCUAACAGCGGGAAUACAACCGGUGGCAGUGCUUCUAUCGCUACUAAUGCAGGAGGUUCUAACGACACCGGUUUAGCGUACUGCUACUCGCAAAAUCAUCAGCAUCAUCUGCACCACAAUCAUCCGACGCAACAGUCAAGUUUUGGUCAUCAUCAGAAUCAUUACCAGAAUAAUAACUAUCAGCAACACAAUCGGAACUAUGGCCGGGGAGGACAGCAAAAUGGGAGCGGAAACCCACCACCCGGGGGGAAGCGAACGUGGAAUAAUAACUGGCACAACGGAAAGCGGGGCAAUAUAGUGCACGGCAAAUAUGGAAACAAAAAUUCCAGUUUCAAUCAUGGGUAUCGUAAAAACUAUCAUUUUUACAAUAAUCAUCACAAUAGCCAGCAACAGCAAUACGAACCGCAUCAUCAAAGCCACCAGUCCGACAGUUCACGUAACUUGGUAUAUAUUAGGGGAUAUGAACGGGGCUAUAGAACUUCCGGUAGUCAGAAAAGCGUCAGUCGUUCCCCCACCCCUAGUCCGCAAUCGGAAAGUCCAGCCAUCGACACAGGGGAAACACAGGGUGAACCACCAAGAGCUUCUACGGUAGCGACGCAACGCGAUGAGAAAUCUGAUAGUGGAAUUGAUGAUGUUGUACAAAACCUGAAGAAGUGCACUGCACCGAGCUCUUCCUCGUCUUCAUCUUCAAUGGCGUCGAUACCAUCGACGGAUUCUUCAGCUGUUUUGUCAUCGGUUUCGCAAAACUUGAAUUUAGAACUUAAUUGCGGACCCGGACCCGGAUAUGAGUCCGAUUCAUCACAUUCCUCCAGUUACAACAGCCACUCCUAUCGUCAUCGUAAAUAUGUAAACAGUGGCCAAGUUUAUCGGUCUUCCUCGUCGACUUCCUCUGGUGUGUCAUCAACAGCGGCCUUUCCUCCAAUUAGCACAGCAACGGCAACGACGCCUGAGGUGGCGGAUUUCUUCCUGCGAAGCCAAAGUUAUCAUGGUUCUCAUCAGAACUUGGUGACCGUCAGUGGAGGUACUAGUCCAAACCCGCCAAGUUCUCCAGUCGCUACACCGAGGUCACUGAUUGGGACACAAUCAAUGCCAAUGUUUAGCGAGCUUUUCACCGGCACCCAUCAUCAUUUGUCACAUCAACAGCAACAGUCACAGCAAUCACAUUCGAUCCAUAACCAGCAGCAGCAGGCUCUUCAGAAUGCUUUGUACGGAAGCAACAGCUCGCUGGAGUUGACGCUUCAUACCGGGACUGCUGGUAGCUCCUCUGCCAAUUCCAACGUAAGUAACUGCAGUAUUGCAAGCAAUGGAAGCAGUAGUGGCUACAGCAGUGCACCGCCGUCCACGGUGCCGCCCAACGAGGUUUACUCGAUGCAGAGCGGACAUCCAAAGAGACGCUAUUCUGGUCGUUCAUCACCAGUGAACUUUGGCGGUAGCAACAAACCAAACCGAUCAUCAACGGGGAAUGUUUCGAGUAAUAGCACCCUAGUUCCAACACCUCCUGAUCAGCAACAACAACCUCAACAAAAGCAAGCACAAACACAAACUCAACAGCCACCACCCUGUAGCAGCCCACCAUUGACUGUUAGCGCUAAGAGUACGCCCGCCUGGAGUCAGCACAGGCCGUUAACGGUUCCCACAUCAACCGUAACGGUAGCAUCAUCAACAACGUCAAUAUCACAACCACCACCAACAUUCCCACCACCGUUGCCGCCGACUACCACCAUACCAUCAUAUCCUCCGCCGAGCGACGGAACAAACUUCCACACACCCGCCGAUAGGUUUCUUGCACGUUCGCACCUAGUGGAGCUGUUGUCCCCACCGGGGGAACUCGCCCCGCCCGGAAGUAAGUGGACCGCACUUUCGGAAGCUAUUUGGAAGAAGUUUGCAGCUGCACAGCAAACGCAGCACAAGUUUGUGCAGAAAAUUAAUCUCUGGAGAUAUUUGUUCAUGUGUAUCCGCAAAACGUUUCCUCGGUUUAGUUUGUAUUUAGUCGGCAGCACGAUUUCCGGCUUCGCUUCGGAUAGUUCCGAUGUGGAUAUGUGCCUGGUUUGUCGGUCCAACGCGGUACCGUUUGACAUGCGCUCAGAAGCACUCUUCCAGCUGGGUCAGUUGAAGAACUACUUCAUGAAUAUCAACUCAUACUUCGGGGAGUUCAGCGUUAUCCAAGCCAAGGUUCCAAUUCUGCGAUUCCGUGACAUCACCAAUUCGAUCGUGCUGGACUUGAACUACAACAACUGUGUCGGUAUUCGCAAUACUCACCUGCUGUACUGCUAUUCGCAACUGGAUUGGCGAGUCCGCCCGUUGACGCUGGUCGUCAAAAUGUGGGCUCAGCAUCACAACAUCAACGAUGCAAAAAAUAUGACAAUCUCAAGCUAUUCGCUGGUACUGAUGGUAAUCCACUUCCUCCAGUAUGGGGUCAGCCCACCUAUACUGCCAUGUCUACACGCGAUGUAUCCGGAUAAGUUUGUGCGAAUGUCGGACAUCAGCACUUUGGAUCUGACCGAGACACUCGAGCCGUACAAGAAUGAAAAUUCGAUGCCCAUUGGUGAGCUGUUUCUGCAGUUUUUGGAGUAUUACGCCAAUUUUGACUACGCGCAUUACGCCAUAUCGGUCCGCACGGCCUCUGUUAUUCCGAUCGAAAGUGCCCGCGUUGCUCGUAGCUACAAAAAUGACCCUCACCACUGGCGACAGCUGUGUAUAGAAGAGCCAUUUGAUCUUACCAACACAGCCCGGUCGGUGUUCGAUGCGGAAAUCUUCGAGCAAAUCAAAUCCGUUUUUUCCACCUGCUGGAUACGGCUUAAGGAGACCAACGAUCUCAAUUCCAUCUUUGCGUGUGAUCCUCUGUUUGUACCGGUGGCAUCGGCACUAUCGCUCACGUCAUGAUCACUGCCCUCGACUCUAUCAUUACUACAAUCGGUUGCCCGGUUCCGUAGAGAACUCGCUGCAGUCCGUGCCGGCUGAGUGUAGAUGUUUCCGUAGUUUUCAGUGCAGCGCGAGGGAGGUAAGCUUCAAAAAGACUGACUAUAAUUCUAUUAGAGUAAAUAGUUAAACCAAACAAACAAGGGCUGACAGAGCGGUGAUAUAGGAUAGUCCCGAAGUUCCGGAGGAACCAGUUCAGGCUUUUCACUCAUCCAUACAUACACACACACAAACACACACAUAUCAGGCAUUCGUGCCGAUCGUUUCACCAUUCAAGGAGUCAGAGAAGGAAAGUUCUACUUACUUCAGAUGCCAGUCGAAAAUGAAAACUGCAAAGGCAUGCCGAACGAGUAAGGCAAAAAUGUGUUCAAUUUUUCGCCUGUAAAAUCGGACUGGCCUGGGUGUAGACGGAGGUCCGAUUUCAGGCCAAUUACAUGUGAGCGGAGAUUAGAUUCUCCAUCGCGAAGCCCUAUCAUGAAAUGAUCUCGUUUAGUUAUUACGUUUUUUGUGCCAUCGGUUUUUUGUUGUCUUGUACAUUUACGCUCGCAUACAUACUAUAGAACGUAGGUGAAAAGUUGUUUUACGGUAAGGAGGGGCAGGCGCAGAAGCUCAAUGUGAGGGGACCAAACAAAAAAAAAUCACAAAAACUGCUUACGAAAGAAUCUUUCCCCCGCAUAGCGCAGCCAGUGUAAUUAUCUACAGUCCGGUUAUAUACAUAAAUACUUUUGCUCUAGUAUUAGCUCUCCUGAUCUUGGUAGAUGUAAAACCAAUACUCUUUCUAGCUAGCAGGCUUUAACGCGUAUGCGAAAGGACUAAACGUAAACCGAAAGAUCCUACAGAAAAAUAUAUGUAAACUAUACGUCGGAAUGUAGAAAAGAGUAAACUGCUAAAAUGAGUUUUGCGAUACUGAGAUACAAUAGUGUAAGGGCAAGAACAAAGACAAAGUUUGCAAACACGAAAUGAAUACAUUUUAAAGAGAUUCAUUUUUAAAACAAAAAAAAAAUUAUACUAGAGAUGAAAAACACGGCUGUGAAAAAUUAAGAAGUUUAAAUUAUUAUUACAAAGAGUGAAGCAAAACUUAAGGAAUACUAAUUAAAGGUAUAUUUUUAGAUUUAAUUUAUACGAAGAAGCGAGGCUGAAGUGAACGGAAGCGGUCGAGUGAAAGAAGCGUAAAAGAGAAGCAAAGAAAAAAAAAACUAAAAAGUAUUAAAAAAUAACACAAAAAGUAAAAAAAAAAACAAAAAAAAAUAUUAAAAAAGUAAAAAAAAUAUCAAUGAACAAAGCUAGGAAACUGCAAGUCUGUGAGCACUAUCAAUUUCGCAAGAUACCCAAGAGCAUUCAUAUCUGGAAAUGUUAAUUGCUAAUUUGCCUAGUUUCCAAUUGCUGUGUUCGGUUGACAAUCCAAAAAAAGUAAUAAGAAGGAACAAAAGCUAAACAAAAAAAAAAGCCCAGCAAAGAUGCGUUUUGUUUGAAGAGGCGAGUUCUAUCUCAAUUUGUAGCCCUUAAAAGCAUUAAAAGACCGUAAAGACCAAGCGUAGGCCGAAGGGGUUAGGAGCAUGAGGUUAAAGAGACAAAAGUAAAGUUUAAAAAAUGCCUCCUCCGAGCGAGAAUUUGGUUCAGUUGGCCUCAGCUAGAGAACUAUUUUUUACCAGAGGGUUUAGAGCUGUUUCAGUAUAUUCUACCGAUUUAACGUUUGCUCAUUUUUCCAGUUCCCUUUUGUGCCGUAGGUAUAAUAGUUCUAAGAAACAGGUUGUCCCUGAAAAAAAGGUUAAAAAGUCUUGUGAACAACAAAAAAAUGUUAAAAUGUAAAUGAAAGGAGAAAGUGUUUUGUUCUUCUAGAAGUUGAGAGGUCCAUUCUAGCUCAAUCCCAAUUUACAGCGAAUCUUGUUUAUCGGUGCGCGGACACUCUGUCGCUCACAAUAGAAUCGUUUCUUAAUUUGUGUAUGUUAUUUUCGAGCCCCAGCAGAUAAUCAUUGGUAACCGUUUGGGUUGUACAGAGCAUUGAAUGUGUAUAUUUUUUGUAUCUGCCAGCGAUGUUUGAGGCGAUAGGAAAGCCCCGGCAUCUUGAAAAGCAAAAUCCACCCAAAUCAAACGUGAAAAUCGGCAAGAAAUAGCUGUAGUAGGAUUGUCGAUACACUGUGAAUAAUGUUAAAGGAAAACCAUUUUAAACGAAGCGUAUUUUACAAGGGUAAGUUGAAUAAAAGACGGAAAAAAGUUA
Molecule: messenger RNA, 7773 nt
Organism: Wyeomyia smithii (pitcher-plant mosquito)
Lineage: Eukaryota; Metazoa; Arthropoda; Insecta; Diptera; Culicidae
Product: poly(A) RNA polymerase gld-2 homolog B-like
Exons: 9
Coding region: 918-5519 (1533 amino acids)
Cellular component (GO): cytosol
Molecular function (GO): poly(A) RNA polymerase activity
Source: RefSeq, a predicted model, not a curated record